Eubalaena glacialis (North Atlantic right whale) is the source of this 5344-nucleotide messenger RNA. RefSeq names its product PDZ and LIM domain 5 (gene PDLIM5). The transcript is spliced from 13 exons. Gene Ontology annotation, biological process: muscle structure development; actin cytoskeleton organization; heart development. The record is from RefSeq and is a predicted model, not a curated record. Gene Ontology annotation, cellular component: stress fiber; filamentous actin; Z disc. Gene Ontology annotation, molecular function: muscle alpha-actinin binding; actin binding. Lineage: Eukaryota; Metazoa; Chordata; Mammalia; Artiodactyla; Balaenidae. The coding region runs from base 144 to 1934 and encodes 596 amino acids.
CAGGAGGCGGAAGUUCCCGGGGGCCGUGGGGACGGCGUACACACCGCGAGUCACUUGUCAGCGCUCGUCUGAGGCGGAGGCAUCGCCGCGCCGGAGCCGAGUUUCUUUCAUUUUUGGGGAUUGGACUUUGAGCCAUUAGAACCAUGAGCAACUACAGUGUGUCCUUGGUUGGCCCAGCUCCUUGGGGUUUCCGGCUACAAGGUGGCAAGGAUUUCAACAUGCCUCUGACAAUUUCCAGUCUCAAAGAUGGCGGCAAAGCAUCCCAGGCAAACGUAAGAAUUGGUGAUGUGGUUCUCAGCAUUGAUGGAAUAAGUGCACAUGGCAUGACUCAUCUUGAAGCCCAGAACAAGAUUAAGGGUUGUACAGGCUCUUUGACUAUGACUCUGCAAAGAGCAUCUGCUACACCCAAGCCUGAGCCAGUUCCUGUUCAAAAGGGAGAACCUAAAGAAGUAGUUAAACCUGUGCCCAUUCCAUCUCCUGCUGUGUCCAAAGUCACUUCCACAACCAACAUGGCCUACAAUAAGGCACCACGACCCUUUGGUUCUGUGUCUUCACCAAAAGUCACAUCCAUCCCAUCACCAUCGUCCGCCUUCACCCCAGCCCAUGCGACCACUUCAUCACAUGCUUCCCCUGCACCCGGGGCCGCUGUCACUCCUCCCCCAUUCGCUGCAUCUGGACCGCAUGCUAAUGCCAGUCUUAGUGCUGACCAGCGGUCAUCUGCACUGAGCGCUGGUAAACCUGCAGUUAAUGUCCCACGGCAGCCCACAGUCACCAGCAUGUGUGCCGAGACUGCCCAGGAGCUAGCGGAGGGACAGAGAAGAGGAUCCCAGGGUGACAGUAAACAGCAAAAUGGCCCACCAAGAAAACACAUUAUGGAUCGUUAUACAGAGUUUUAUCACAUACCUACUCACAGUGAUGCCAGUAAGAAGAGACUGAUUGAAGAUACUGAAGACUGGCGUCCAAGGACUGGAACGACUCAGUCUCGCUCUUUCCGAAUCCUCGCCCAGAUCACUGGGACCGAACGUAUGAAAGAAUCUGAAACUGAUAAUACAAAGAAGGCAAACAGCGCCCAGGAGCCCUCUCAGCAGCCGGCCGCCUCAGCAGCUGCAGCUGGGAGCAUGCCUGAGGGGCCGGGAAGCCCAGGCUCAGCCAGACCAGGGGUGGCCGGGCUCACCACUGCUGCCGCCUUCAAGCCUCUAGGGUCCACCGGCGGCAUCAAGUCACCAAGCUGGCAACGGCCCAACCAAGCAGCACCUUCUACCGGAAGAGUCGCAAGCAGUGGCACAUCCACAGGAGCAGUGGCAUCAGCCAACUCGGCCGAAAGGCAGCCCCAGCCCAGGGGUGAGGACACUUUGGUGCAAAGGGCGGAGCACAUUCCCGCAGGGAAGCGAACUCCGAUGUGUGCCCACUGCAACCAGGUCAUCAGGGGACCAUUCCUAGUGGCACUGGGGAAAUCUUGGCACCCAGAAGAAUUUAACUGUGCUCACUGCAAAAACACGAUGGCCUACAUUGGAUUUGUAGAGGAACAGGGAGCCCUGUAUUGUGAGCUCUGCUAUGAGAAAUUCUUUGCUCCUGAAUGUGGCCGAUGCCAGAGGAAGAUCCUCGGAGAAGUCAUCAAUGCUUUGAAACAAACUUGGCAUGUUUCCUGUUUUGUGUGUGUGGCCUGUGGAAAACCUAUUCGUAAUAAUGUUUUUCACUUGGAGGACGGUGAGCCCUACUGUGAGACUGAUUAUUAUGCCCUCUUUGGCACUAUAUGCCAUGGAUGUGAGUUUCCCAUAGAAGCUGGUGACAUGUUCCUGGAAGCUCUGGCCUACACCUGGCACGACACUUGCUUUGUAUGCUCAGUAUGUUGUGAAAGUUUGGAAGGUCAGACCUUUUUCUCCAAGAAGGACAAGCCACUUUGCAAGAAACAUGCUCACUCUGUGAAUUUUUGAAAGUCAACAGUCCAGGGGAAGAGAAGAAAUUUGAAGAGAAAGAGGAGAAUUUAAAUCACCGAUUAAUUUUUAGAUUUAAUAUUUAUAUGGAGUUUUGAAAAAUAAUAGUGGCCCUAAAGGGAUAAAUUCCAAGCUUUGAAAACCAAGUCUAUGAGGAAAUAUCUGGCUUCAUAAAGUAAAGAGACAGUUUGGCGUUUAUUAUUACUUUUUUUCCUGCAUUUUCUGCCCAUAAAAUAACUUUUAUAAAAACCAGUUUCCUGGUUGACUAUUAAAUUCAUCUUAGAAUAAAUCAGUGAAGAAUUAAAUUUUAGAAUAAAAACCUUCAACCUCUAUGCGGAAAUAAUUAUACCUUCUUUCCUUACUAGGUAGUUGUGAGUAAAUCUAUAAAAAGCAAUAAAAAUGCCUUACACUUAAUCAAUAAGUGAAACAUUGUGUUUUUUAAAAAAAAUAGUGUUUAUCUUUAAAACAGUAAAUAGGAGUUUAAACAGAAUUUUAUCAGUAGUAGGUGUCAGGGUUUUUUAAACUGUAUACUUUUUUUUUUUUAUUUUGUCUUUACAGUUGAUCAUUCCAGUAGGAAAGGCCAAUGAGAUUUUGAUCAAAAUGUGUCAUGCCCAAAAGAGAUGUUAUAUUUUUCUCUGAUCCCCUCCACCCCAAAAAAGCUACCAUAUAGCCUAUAAACUUUAAAUUUUUGCCUUUUACUAAAAUAUGACCAUUUCUAUUCAUUGUGUAUGUUUCACCACCUAUAUUAGUCAAACUAUUUUUUUUCCCUUCCCCAUGCUGAGAUAAAGAGCUUGUGGAAUAACUUUGGACUCUGAAAGUUUUCUCUGUCUUUAAAGAGAAUAAAUAGAAAAGAAUGCGGUUGGGAAUUAUGGUAAAUCAGAGGAUUAGAUCAGAAAAUUUUUUAAAUUCCCCCUUUUUGGACAGUGAAUCAAUUAGAUCAGUUUCAGAGUUAUACUACUGACUGAUGAAGGUUUGAAAUUUCUCUUUGCAGAAUAAUUUUUUUUCUUUAGUUCUGCAUUGGAAAAAUAAAAGAUUGGCUUGGGGAUGUGAUAAAAAUUUAGAUUUUUUUUUUCUUUUGGUAGUUCUUUCUCAAUAAUAAAUGAACCACUUCCAAAUGUAAUCAUGAAGUUUGGAAUUCACAGAGGUUUGAUAGUAUAGAGAGGAACGUGAUUAAUUAUUCAGACCAGCCUUUCUUUGUUUUUUUCAUUUUAGGGGAAAAAAUGUAGAUACCACAGGAAGACAGAGAAGCAAUUGUGAUAAAAUUGUGGAUCCUAUUGAUAUUUGAGAAAAGAGAUUAUGGCAUUUGAUAGUUUUUUUUUUUCUUUGUUACCAAAAUGGACAAAAGCCCAUGAUCACAUUGAAAGUUUGUUUGGGGAAGGGUGCUUUUAUAGUUGAGACUGAGCCCCAAGCCCUGCCUGUCCCAUCAGUCACUUGUGACUUCACUUCCAUUGUGUGCAUGUUUGUUAGAGAGGGGGGUUUUACGCUAUAAUAUUUGUUUAACCUCCCUAAGAACUUUUCAAGGUAUCUGUCCUGAAAGCUGCUAAUUUAUGGUCUAGCAGACUUAUAUGCAGAUAAUAAUCAACCGGGGAUAAAAGAAUGAGAAGGGUGACACAAAGUAGCAAACUAAAUGGUUCACCAAUAGCAACCCCAAACUACUUCCUCACCCUGCAUCUGUAGGGAGGCAGGAAGUUUUCUGUUGUUUGUUUUCUAAAAGCUGGAACUGAAUUGUGCGUUAUUUCCCAUUGCUGCUGAAACCACCUAUAGAAGACAUGCCGGCUCUGUGCAUUGUCACGUUACCUUAGUGUCAGUCCUUUGCUUUACACAACAUAAAGUAAGUUGGUGGUUUUGUUUUGGUGUGGUAGAGAUUUGUUGUUGUUGUUAUUUAGUUUUGCCUUUACAGAUUAUAUGCCAAGAUAGUAUUUGAUAAGUCAGUGGCAUUGGAAUGGCAUUUGGGUAUUUCCUUCAAAGAAUUUUAUUUGAUCUGGAUUUCUUAUAAAGUUAUCUUAUAUUAAGCAUUUCAUUUUUAUUACACUUUUCUUUCUGCAUAUUAUUCAUGGGCAUAAUGUUGCAUUUCUCUAAAUUUUAUCCCUAAAAGGACAACGUCGCUUCCCAACUUAACGUUCUGUCUUUGUGCUUUGUCCUUCUCUUCUGUGGCAAAGGCUUCUUCUGUCUGUUCCUAAAACAGUUAAUCCUGUGAAAUAAAUAUUGAUUAUAACCCAGAAGAAUCUCUGUAUUUUACAGUGGGGAAUGCCAUAUUUAAUACACCAGCAUUAAUCUUUUAAUAACUGGCAGAGAGCACUUUAAUCUUCUGGUGAGCUCCCUGAAUAUUUAUUUUUCUGAUUAUAAAUAUUCCAUGUCAGUAGCAUUUUUUUUAAUUAUUACCUCUUUAUCGUAGAGCAUUACUUGUAGUCUCUCUAGAUGUAUAUUUUGGAAUGUUGUGCUUAGGAUAAUACAGAUUAAGAUCACAGUACAUGACUCUAAAGCAUCCCCUGCUUGAAUUCCCCAGUUUCCAGAUGUUAGUGAUCGGUUCACAUGUACGGCAUUUCUACAGGGAUGGAAUGUUACUCACUGAAGUAGCAGCCUAAAAAUAAUGCCCUCUGUAUAUGCUUGUAGCAUUCGUAUUCCCCAUUGAUUCAGGUACAGUUAGAGUCUAAAACUAAAACCUGAUCAUCUGGUCACUGUAUGAAGACAAGUAGAAAUAAGAGUUUAAUCUUCAAAAUAUUAGUUCAGCGUUAUGUUUAAAAAUCAUCUCUACAAAAAGGCAUUCGUGGUACCACUUUCAAGGACCACUUUUAUAGAAAGUAAUUCCUCUUCCCUGUUCAAGUGUCAAUCUAGAGUUAUAUUAACAUUUUUGUGAUAUUUGGAGUUUAGUCAUUCCUAUUGAAAGGAGAAGCUUUUCAGACAUAAGGGAAGGGAAAACACACUGAAUAAUUUUACACAAAUUUAAUGUGGCUUCAUUUUGUCCCCCAUCACCCCCCAAAUGUUUUAAGGUUUUGGGUUUGGAUUUUCAAUGUGUCAUUUGCCUUAUGUGUUAAUCUCUAUCUUCUGUUUCUUUACAUUUUGCAAUUUGUAUAUGUUUGUGCUGUUUUGCUUUUGGAUACAUUUUUUAAUUAAAAACCACAGGAGAAAUAUAAUCAGUAUAGUAAUACGUUAAUGUGCACACACUCAGUAAAUAAAUGGCUGCAGUGAUGUAGACAGGCUUUCCUGGUCUUUCUUUUUGGGUGGCAAGUGGUUUCCAUUAAGUCAUGGGAAGAAAAUCAUGUUCACAGGAUAGGCUGAGAUGUGAUAAUUCUCAGGAGAAUUCCUCUGUUAUGGUAUUUGCCUAUCAAAAUGUCCCAGAAACAAUAUGUUUGAAAAUACUGUCACUUUUAUUCUAUUUUAUUCCAUAUUUAUGCUCUGCAUGUGGCAUG